AUGGCCUCUUCCUCCUUCAGAGACUCGAUAAACUCCCUCGGCUGGAGUCGCCGUGAUGAACCAGUAAAUACUUCUCAGCAGAGCGGGUUGCUCUCCUCACUUCAGAGCUUGAAUCCCUUCCAAGGAGGCAGCGGUUAUGUCCGUCUACCUACCACCGAGAGCUCCGGUGCACCUCUCCCUGCGCCCACUCGACGUGAAGAAGAAGAAGGCUGGUUUGUUCUUAGUCGAUGGGAUCGCUUGUUGAUCUUUGGUGCUUGUAACCUCGCUGCUGUGGCAUGUUUCGUCAUCUGCUUCACUCUGUUCCCCGUACUCUCUCUGAGACCACGCAAGUUUGUCAUAUUAUGGUCGGUUGGAUCACUAAUGUUCCUGGCCUCCUUCGCUGCGGUAAUGGGCCCCAUGAACUACGUUUAUCACCUGCUUUCGACUCCUCGACUGCCGUUCACUGCGGCGUAUUUCGGCUCUAUCACGUUAACCCUAGUGUUUGCCUUGAAGGUGAGGUCCAGCUUGCGAUGGGCUGAAGAUUUUACUAACAUGCCGAAAGCUUCACAGCACGAUUCUCACCUUAUUCUCCGCUCUCGUUCAACUUGCCUGUCUGCUCUGGUACUUGAUCAGUUAUUUCCCUAUGGGAUCUACUGGGCUGCGCUUUGCCACAUCGUUUGGUGCAAGGCAAGCAACAGCAUGGAUGACUGGCUAGAAAAGUCCGUUGACUACAUGUAG
This is a messenger RNA of Fusarium subglutinans, 717 nucleotides long. Its product is annotated as transport SFT2. Gene Ontology annotation, cellular component: membrane. Gene Ontology annotation, biological process: vesicle-mediated transport. The record is from RefSeq and is a predicted model, not a curated record. Lineage: Eukaryota; Fungi; Ascomycota; Sordariomycetes; Hypocreales; Nectriaceae. The transcript has 3 exons. The coding region runs from base 1 to 717 and encodes 238 amino acids.